GUGGAGUUCACGCAGAAAGGUGUUUUGUUCAUGUGUUUCUAGCUUUUGACCUCAAUGAUCAAGCGGAAUAUGUCAACACACAGGGCAAACUGACUUUCCUAACACCACACUUGAUUUUUCUUCAAUGCGGCCAACCUCCCGAACAACUGCGAAAAAAGACGAAACAAAAAGAAUAAAGAAAAGAUGGGGGGAAACAACGGAGAGACGACAACGGCUUCUCGGAACCUUUUUUUGCGUGUUGCUCCCUGUAUCAAAAUUGCGACGACACAAUGACUCUACCUGUGGACGAUCAUCCUGUCCCCUGUCACAACUGCAGGCCCUAAUUGAAGAGAGAGAACUGGAGAUUGCAGAGGUAAAUCCACCUUGAGAUCAGCAGUUCGAACAUGGCAAAAGUCUCACAGGUUCAAGACCGCGUUUCAUUACCGUCUUGUCCUUUGCCCCGAAAGAUCGAAAACACAAGUGCUAUUCGUCUGUCCUCCAGAUUCGAAGAGAUGCUCUGGAAUUUCGUCGGGACGUAGUAGUCAACGGGGAAAAUCGGUGGUCGGGGGCUACAGUGGCAGAGAAGCUGCUCAAAUGGCUGGAGGACAAGUUGGUCCGAAAAGACAUGCAGAUAACUAAGCUAAAGCUUCGCACGCACCAGUUACGGCAGCAGGCAAAAGCCCCAGCGAGGCGUCUGCGGAACCGGUUCAACUCGGGAGAUGACUUGCACUAUAUCGACUUUCACCAGCUGCAGAUUGAGAACGAGCAAUUUGCUGCUAAAAUUGAAGAAGCAAACCGAGAAGUUCUCCGACAGAAAAGCAUCUGCGCAAAAACACUCCAGAGCCAAGUGCAAAUGAAACAAGCUCUGCUAGCAUGUGGAGAAGAGGCGAAACGACUCACAACGCAAAUCGAGGAGAGGAAAGCUCUGCUACGAAAAGCCAAGUGGGACGUACAGAAGGCAGUGAAGGAAAAGGAUGCUUCGAGAAACAAUAACAAAAGGCUGCACAUCCAAUCGCGUGCCACAAUGAAGGUACCGCUAGUACUUGAUUACGUUGCCAAUAAAGCAGCCGAGUACGAUCUGCAACAGCAAGUAAAAACAUGGAGACGGAAGGUCCAAGUCGCUGAGGUAGAGGCAAGAAGAGCGAAAACCAGCAGAAAGCGCCCUGCGGAUCCCGUUGCCGUUGCUUAGACGGUUACGGAGCGCCCCCCUUCCGCGCCAGUUCAAGGAAGAAGCUUGCGAUAGCAGUGUGGUCGUUGUAUCCCAGUCAUCGCUUGUUGUGCUGCAGAUAUUUUAGGCGCGUCGAUCCGCCUUCCUGAAAUGACUAUCUCGGCGUGCAAAACACCAAGCGACCAUGUCGGCCCUCGUUCAGGUACUCGUUUCUUGUACUUGUGGCAUGUGUGCAUAUGUAGUCCCACAGUCAAAGAGUUUUUUUUGUAUAUGUGAAUCGACGCAGGUUCCUGGGAAACGUUUGCAGCCGAGCGAAUCACACGCUGUCGUGGUACUCAAGAUACGAAUGUAACCCUUCCUGGCUUGGUGAUCGACUUGAUGCUGCUAGUCUUCCAUCUCAGGUGUACUCACAUCUUUUACUGCUGGCUGCAGAACUGUACUGGACUCCCAGUCACCAUCAUGACAAUGAC
Messenger RNA from Toxoplasma gondii ME49, 1617 nucleotides. RefSeq lists its product as hypothetical. The record is from RefSeq and is a predicted model, not a curated record. Gene Ontology annotation, biological process: cilium assembly. Gene Ontology annotation, cellular component: axoneme; ciliary basal body. Bases 605 to 1168 code for a protein of 187 amino acids. The transcript is spliced from 4 exons. Lineage: Eukaryota; Apicomplexa; Conoidasida; Eucoccidiorida; Sarcocystidae.